Mercurialis annua (annual mercury) is the source of this 3478-nucleotide messenger RNA. RefSeq names its product cellulose synthase-like protein D1. The transcript is spliced from 6 exons. The coding region runs from base 81 to 3251 and encodes 1056 amino acids. Gene Ontology annotation, biological process: plant-type primary cell wall biogenesis; cellulose biosynthetic process. The record is from RefSeq and is a predicted model, not a curated record. NCBI's taxonomy places the organism in Eukaryota, Viridiplantae, Streptophyta, Magnoliopsida, Malpighiales, Euphorbiaceae. Gene Ontology annotation, molecular function: mannan synthase activity; cellulose synthase (UDP-forming) activity. Gene Ontology annotation, cellular component: plasma membrane; trans-Golgi network.
AAUAAUUCAUAGCCAUGAUUUCUUCAUUACAAGAAAAUAAUUUAUUUUCUUGAACACAAUACAUAACAUUUUUAUUUAGCAUGGCAACUUCGUCAAGGCCUAAAGAAAAAUCUUUAUCAACACAAUCAUCAACUGCAAGCAGACCACCGCAGGCCGUAAAAUUCGCCCGUCGAACAUCUAGUGGCCGGAUUAUGAGCUUGUCCCGCGACGACGAUAUAGACAUGUCGAAUGAAUUUUCAAGUCAGAAUGACUACAUUAAUUACACUGUUAUGAUGCCUCCUACUCCUGAUAACCAGCCUGCAGGAACCUCGUCAGAAAAUAAACCUGACGGGGCUACCUCGUAUGGAGGAACGAGUCGGUUUGGCUCGGAGACGCCUUCUCAACGAAUGAGUAGGAGGAUCGGAGAGGACGAGGAUAAUUACGGAGGUGGUGGUAGUGAUGCUGGUGGUGGUACGGGCUCGAAAUUGGAGCGGAGAAUGUCGAUAAUGAAAUCGAAUAACAAAUCAAUGUUGUUGAGGAGCCAAACGCAGGAUUUUGAUCAUAAUAGAUGGUUGUUCGAGACGAAAGGAAAAUACGGUGUCGGAAAUGCGUAUUGGUCGGAAGAAGAUACUUACGGUCCUGACACAGGAUUGAGCAUGUCAGAUUUUUUGGAUAAGCCUUGGAAGCCACUUACAAGAAAGGUGAAGGUUUCUGCAGCUAUUCUUAGCCCCUACAGGAUACUUGUGGCCAUCCGUUUGGUAAUUCUAUGUCUUUUCUUGGCAUGGCGAAUUCAGAAUCCUAACAGAGAUGCAAUGUGGCUAUGGGGAAUAUCUCUAGUUUGUGAGAUUUGGUUUGCAUUUUCAUGGUUACUUGAUAUCAUGCCCAAGCUUAAUCCCAUCAACCGAGCAACUGAUCUAGCUGCCCUCCAUGACAAAUUUGACAAGCCAUCUCCAGCCAAUCCAACAGCCAGGUCGGAUCUUCCCGGCGUUGACGUCUUCGUUUCCACCGCUGACCCGGAAAAGGAACCGCCGCUGGUCACUGCUAACACCAUUUUAUCAAUUCUUGCAGUUGAUUUUCCGGUCGAAAAGGUGUCGGGUUAUAUUUCUGAUGAUGGUGGGGCUAUACUUACUUUUGAGGCCAUGGCUGAGGCUGUCAAAUUCGCUGAGGUGUGGGUACCAUUUUGUCGAAAACACAACAUUGAGCCAAGGAAUCCUGACAGUUACUUCAACCUGAAAACCGAUCCUACCAAGAACAAGAAACGGCCUGAUUUCGUCAAGGACCGCCGUUGGAUCAAGAGAGAGUACGACGAGUUCAAGGUUAGGAUCAAUGGCCUCCCGGAAACUAUUCGCAGGCGAAGUGACUCGUAUAACAAAAUGGAGGAGAGAAAAGAAAAAUCAGUUGCUCGGGAGAAAAACGGAGGCACAUUGCCGGUGGAAGGGGUUAAUGUUCCGAAGGCUACUUGGAUGGCUGACGGCACCCACUGGCCUGGAACAUGGCUAAAUCCUACGGCUGAUCACUCAAAGGGAGAUCAUGCUGGCAUCUUGCAGAUAAUGAGUAAAGUUCCAGAAAGUGAUCCAGUUUUGGGUCAACCUAACGAGAAGACACUGGAUUUCACAGGGAUUGAUACCAGAAUACCAAUGUUUGCAUACGUGUCGCGAGAAAAGAGGCCAGGUUAUGACCAUAACAAGAAAGCUGGAGCCAUGAAUGCCAUGGUUAGAGCUUCAGCAAUAUUGUCAAAUGGACCAUUUAUACUCAAUUUGGAUUGUGAUCAUUACAUCUAUAAUUGUCUUGCUUUGAGAGAAGGAAUGUGUUUUAUGAUGGAUCGAGGUGGUGAUCGUAUUUGCUACAUUCAAUUUCCGCAAAGAUUUGAAGGGAUUGAUCCUUCUGAUAGAUAUGCUAAUCAUAACUUUGUUUUCUUUGAUGGAAGUAUGCGAGCACUUGAUGGUCUUCAAGGUCCAGUAUAUGUCGGAACUGGGUGCAUGUUUAGGAGAUAUGCACUCUACGGGUUCCUUCCUCCGAGGGCAAACGAGUAUUCAGGAAUGUUUGGACAAGAAAAGGCCAAAGCUCCACACAUUCUGGCUCAAUCAGACGAUGACUCAGAAACGCAGCCCCUGACAAUGCAUCCUGACUUAAACCUGCCAAAGAAAUUUGGGAGUUCAGUUAUGUUCAACGAGUCCAUAGCGGUAGCUGAGUACCAAGGACGGCCACUUGCUGAUCAUGUUUCUGUUAAGAACGGAAGGCCUCCUGGUGCAUUGCUCAUUCCCCGUCCUCCGCUUGAUGCUCCCACCGUUGCAGACGCAGUUGCUGUUAUCUCGUGCUGGUACGAGGACAAGACAGAGUGGGGGGAGAAGAUAGGUUGGAUUUACGGGUCAGUGACAGAAGAUGUGGUGACAGGAUACAGGAUGCAUAACCGAGGAUGGCGGUCUGUAUACUGCAUAACCAAGAGAGACGCCUUCCGCGGAACAGCACCCAUCAAUCUCACAGAUCGUCUUCACCAGGUUCUUAGAUGGGCUACCGGUUCAGUUGAAAUCUUUUUCUCUAAAAAUAAUGCAUUUCUCGCAAGCAGGCGUCUCAAGUUCUUGCAGCGAAUCGCUUAUCUCAAUGUCGGAAUCUACCCUUUUACUUCCUUUUUCUUGGUGACUUACUGUUUCCUUCCAGCGCUUUCCCUCAUCUCAGGACACUUCAUUGUGUCAACACUAAAUGUCGCUUUUCUUUCGUACCUACUCAUCAUUACGAUAACGCUCAUGCUCUUGUCGCUUCUCGAAGUAAAAUGGUCCGGAAUAGAGCUAGAAGCAUGGUGGAGAAAUGAGCAGUUUUGGGUAAUUGGAGGGACUAGUGCUCACUUUGUUGCUGUGCUACAAGGGCUUCUAAAAGUAGUAGCUGGCAUUGAAAUUUCUUUCAAGUUAACCUCCAAGUCUGUAGGAGAAGACGUCGAUGAUGCUUACGCUGAUCUCUUCAUGGUUAAAUGGACAAGUUUGUUUAUAAUGCCGCUAGCUAUCAUACUCUGCAAUCUCAUCGCCAUUAUUAUCGGAUUGUCGAGGACGAUAUAUAGUGUUAUACCGCAAUGGAGUAAGCUAAUCGGAGGAUGCUUUUUUAGCUUCUGGGUAUUGGCUCAUAUGUAUCCUUUUGUUAAAGGGUUAUUGGGGAGGAGAGGAAAAGUGCCAACAAUUAUAUAUGUUUGGUCAGGACUUCUGUCAAUUACAGUAUCUUUGCUCAUGAUAUCAAUUGAUCCUCCUACUGGAUCCUCAGUUUCUGCAGGUGGAAAUCUUUAGAUAUAGUUUGCAAUAACUAGGAACUCAUGUUUAUGUACUUCUAGAUUUUUCUUUCUUUUAGGUUUUUGUUGUUUGGCUCCCAAAAUAUAAAUAGCGAAACACUUGUCUAUUAAUUUAAUUGUGAUACCUUUACAAAUAUACUGCAUAAUCCUUCAUGUAAUCUUCAAUAGAGAAUAUAUGUAACACCAGAUAACCUAAAUGAUGAGAUUUUUCAAUUAUUGAACUAA